Molecule: messenger RNA, 1271 nt
Organism: Photinus pyralis (common eastern firefly)
Lineage: Eukaryota; Metazoa; Arthropoda; Insecta; Coleoptera; Lampyridae
Exons: 2
Coding region: 399-1217 (272 amino acids)
Source: RefSeq, a predicted model, not a curated record
UCCACGCGCUGCCCAUGUGUAUGUAGUGGAUUCCAGCCUAUCAGUGGCGGGAAGCACGGGCCAAGUGGCCUUGGAUCCUACUGCCACCAAGCUGCUGGAAACCACACACAACGCAAUCCAAGCGGCUGAACGUUUAGGCUGGUUAGGUGAUGGAUCAUCAGAAUUCAUGUUGGCCAGUGUGUUUCCCCAGUACGCAUUGGUGACCCCGACGUGAUUCGCAUUAUGUUUGUGUAGUUCAUAUAUUUUUUAUAUUUGUGCGUGUCACGGUGACUUUUACCUGUCGUAUUUGGUGAAAGAUUUUCCUUACGGAUAUAUUGCACGAACCAUGGGAGUUUCUACAGACACAAUUGGAACAACUCCAGCACCACAAUGAAGCACUGCAGCAACAACUUCGGCAAAUGCAGGAACAGCAACAUCAUCAGAAUGAACAACCGGCAUUGCCAUUGGAAGUUAACCGGGAGUCUACUAAAUACUCCUAUGUGAUAUCGCAUUUGGAUGAGCGGUACGCAAAUGAAGUCGAGGAUUUGAUCACCACUCCUCCUGCUGAUAAUCCAUACACCACCCUCAAGACUGAAAUAAUACGUCGUCUGUCCGUCUCAGAAGAGCGUCGUGUACGACAACUCCUUGUCGAAGAAGAACUCGGUGACCGUACUCCUUCUCAAUUUCUCCGUCAUUUGCGAUCUCUACUCGGCAGUACCACUGUUCAAGACAGCCUUCUCCUCACCAUUUGGAUGCAACGUCUUCCUGCGCACGUUCAAGCCAUAUUACAACCUCAAAUCAGUCAAAUUGGUCUUACUACCGACACGCUCGCCGUUACAGCGGACAAGAUCAUAGAGGUUCAGCCUGGUACGACCUUUAACACUGCUUCUAAUUCCGCCGUAGUGCACGCUGCCUCCAUUACACCUGGUACAGAUCUAAUUUCUCAGCGUUUGGACGAACUUUUCCGACAGAUCUCAGUUAUGCCAAUUGGUUACAACAAAUUAAACAAGAACCACCAUCGAUCUCGGAGUAACACCCCUUCAACUACCGUCAAAAUCGACAUCGUUCUCCGUCAGCCACAAAUUCAUCAACAAUUAUUUGCUGGUACCAUCGACGAUUCGGCGACCAAGCCAACAAGUGCACGAAACCCUGUUAUUUCAAUUCAACAAACUCCACCGGCAGUCAGUAAUGGCGGCAGCCGGCUGUCCAACUGGAGGAAGCCGCCUUCUAGUUGUUGAUCGUAAGUUAGGAAUUAAAUUUCUGCUUGACACUGGAUCAGAUAUAUGUUGUUU